AUGGGCAGAGUGAAGUGGAAAAAGUUGGGAAGAGAGAAAAGGAAUAGCAGAUACGGUUUGACUGCAAAACUCAGUUUCUGUUGUUUGAAGAUGCAUUUGUUGACCAAUUUUUGCAGUGCUAAUACUGAUAAUUUUGUCAAUAGUGAUGGUGAUUUUGAUAGUAGUGGUGAGGAAGACGAAGACGAAGAUGAUGAUGAUGGUAUUUGA
Molecule: messenger RNA, 207 nt
Organism: Enterobius vermicularis (human pinworm)
Lineage: Eukaryota; Metazoa; Nematoda; Chromadorea; Rhabditida; Oxyuridae
Source: the annotation of a GenBank genome assembly